AUGUAUGCUUUUUUCGGUAUUAUUAUUCUUGCAAUACUCCUAAUUAUUGAAACCUUCAAAAUUGAUUAUUCUCAAAUUACAGUUACCAGUUCUUAUAUCAUUGAUUACAUAAAUGAGUUUUACUACAGAUUAUGUGAUAAUUUAACAAAUGCAUCUAGUUCCGAUACGGAAGAAGACAAUACAAUCAUUUCAAAUUACAAUGGUUUGAUAAGCGAUUGGAUUAAUGCGUUGUUUGAUGAUAAUAAUGAAGGCCUUUCUGAUGACUUAAUAAAAUCGGUCAAUGUUAAACACAUUUAUAAAAUGAUUCCUAUCAUAUAUCAACAAUCCAUCAUUGCUACUAAUUCUAAUAAAAUUGACAUUAAGAUAUUAAAUAAUGGAAUUGAUUACUUAUCGCAGAUGUUCUUGAUCCCAUGCACUUUAAAUAUAAUUAAAUGGCUAUUGAGGAGAAUUUGGUCAGAUGAUCCUACUUUAGACUGUUUGCCUGUUCAAGUGUUGCAUGAGUUGAUAAAAUCCAAUUUGGGUGAAAAUGAUGAAGCGGCUAGUGAAUCGAAGCUAUUUUUCCAAAUAGUAUUGAAGAUAAGUGGUAAUUCAAUAAUAUCAACGUUAAAGAAGUUGACAAACUGGGAGAAUUCAAUUUUGAUUAAAGAUAUAAUUGAAAAGGUAUCCAAUAGCGUUGAUCAAACGUAUUUAGAGGGUGAUUUGAAUUUGAAGUUCAACGAGAAAGCGAAUUUAUGUGAACAACUCAAAACCAAGGCGAUUGCUUUAGUCAAUAACACGAAUUCAUACGAUUAUCAAUUUAUAAAUCUAUUUCCUUCUAUAGAUAAGCACCAUGAAUUAAUGAGAUAUAUUGUUGAAGAAAUAACUUUAUACCAAAAGACUAACGGAGGAAAUGAAGAUACUAAGCUAUUUAUUAAUUUAUCAAUAUUCAUGGUCUUACUUGAAGCUAUUGAUACUAUUGAUGACAAGCAAUAUUGGAUUAAGCAUAUAAAGGAUACUGAACCUCCCAUUCGCAGCAAUAUUGCAGCCGAAAACAAAUUUGAUAUACUGAUGGAUUAUCAUUAUUCUAGUAUAUUUAACAAUUCAGAUGAGAUAUCUAAUAAUGAUUAUUUAUUUAGUGGUGAAAAUACUAACUCAUCCGUAGAAAUCGAAAAUUUGAAAAGCAAAAUCGGAAGACAUGAAAGCUUGUUGAAUAGUUUCAAUCAUAUCAAGGAAUUUUGUGGUAUCAAAGACCAAUCUACGUUUCUCAAAUCAUUAAGAAUAUUUAAGGAUAAAUUGAUAGAUGAGUUAGAAGCUUUUGACCUCUAG
Debaryomyces fabryi is the source of this 1305-nucleotide messenger RNA. RefSeq lists its product as uncharacterized. Gene Ontology annotation, molecular function: transcription coregulator activity. Gene Ontology annotation, biological process: regulation of transcription by RNA polymerase II. The record is from RefSeq and is a predicted model, not a curated record. NCBI's taxonomy places the organism in Eukaryota, Fungi, Ascomycota, Pichiomycetes, Serinales, Debaryomycetaceae. Gene Ontology annotation, cellular component: mediator complex. The coding region runs from base 1 to 1305 and encodes 434 amino acids. The transcript has a single exon.